Molecule: messenger RNA, 4105 nt
Organism: Ahaetulla prasina
Lineage: Eukaryota; Metazoa; Chordata; Lepidosauria; Squamata; Colubridae
Gene: GFPT2
Product: glutamine-fructose-6-phosphate transaminase 2
Exons: 19
Coding region: 143-2191 (682 amino acids)
Biological process (GO): fructose 6-phosphate metabolic process; protein N-linked glycosylation; carbohydrate derivative biosynthetic process
Molecular function (GO): L-glutamine:D-fructose-6-phosphate transaminase (isomerizing) activity; carbohydrate derivative binding
Source: RefSeq, a predicted model, not a curated record
CGCUCUCAGCCAAUGAACCACCACCCAAGUGGGUUGGUCCAAGACACGUUAUAAAGAGGCAGGCGAAGGAGAAAGAGGAGGUGACAGGGAGGUGCGCGGGGUUCCAGGCUUCCCAGCGACAGACAGCGGUCGGGGACUAACCAUGUGCGGUAUCUUCGCUUAUUUGAAUUACAAAGUACCUCGGACAAGGAAAGAGAUAUUUGAAACACUGAUAAAAGGACUGCAAAGACUAGAAUAUAGAGGGUAUGAUUCUGCAGGUGUUGCAAUUGAUGGGAAUAAUAAUAAAGAUAAAGAACGGUACAUCAAAUUGGUGAAAAAAAGAGGAAAAGUAAAGGCUCUUGAUGAAGAAUUGCAAAAGCAAGAAGGUUUGGAUUUAAAGGCAGAUUUUGAGACACAUUUUGGCAUCGCUCACACUCGGUGGGCUACUCACGGAGUACCAAAUGCUAUCAACAGUCAUCCCCAACGAUCAGAUAAAAGUAAUGAAUUUGUUGUUAUCCAUAAUGGAAUCAUUACAAAUUACAAAGACCUACGGAAGUUUUUGGAGACCAAAGGUUAUGAAUUUGAAUCUGAAACAGAUACUGAAACAAUUCCAAAACUGAUCAAAUAUGUAUAUGAUAAUAAAGAAACUGAAGACGUGAGUUUUUCUGUCUUGGUGGAGAGAGUCAUUCAGCAGCUGGAAGGUGCAUUUGCGCUGGUAUUCAAAAGCAUCCAUUAUCCAGGGGAAGCUGUUGCUACCAGGCGGGGGAGUCCUCUACUUAUUGGAGUUCGUAGUGAAUCUAAGCUUUCUACAGAACAAAUUCCCAUUUUAUAUCGAACAUGUAAUAUAGAAAAUGUAAAGAACAUAUGCAAAACUCAAAUGAAAAGACUGGACAGUUCAACCUGCCUUCAUGCUGUGGGUGAUAAAGCGGUUGAAUUUUUCUUUGCUUCAGAUGCAAGUGCCAUAAUUGAACAUACCAACAGAGUUAUUUUUCUGGAAGAUGAUGACAUUGCAGCAGUGGCUGAUGGAAAGCUUUCCAUUCAUCGGCUAAAACGUGCUGCUACUGAUGACCCAUCUCGAGCCAUUCAAACUUUGAAAAUGGAGCUGCAGCAGAUCAUGAAGGGGAAUUUCAGUGCUUUCAUGCAGAAGGAAAUAUUUGAACAACCAGAAUCUGUUUUCAAUACUAUGAGAGGACGAGUGAACUUUGAAACCAACAAAGUUCUUUUAGGUGGCUUGAAAGAUCACUUGAAAGAAAUCAGAAGAUGCCGUCGAUUAAUAAUUAUUGGAUGUGGAACCAGUUAUCAUGCUGCUGUGGCUACACGACAAGUAUUGGAAGAACUGACUGAGCUACCUGUCAUGGUGGAACUGGCUAGUGAUUUUCUGGAUAGAAAUACCCCUGUAUUUCGAGAUGAUGUGUGCUUUUUUAUCAGUCAGUCAGGAGAAACAGCUGAUACCUUGAUGGCUUUACGGUAUUGUAAGAAUCGUCGAGCUUUGACUGUUGGCAUUACAAACACUGUGGGAAGUUCAAUAUCCAGGGAUACGGAUUGUGGUGUACAUAUCAAUGCAGGACCUGAAAUUGGUGUUGCAAGUACAAAGGCUUAUACCAGCCAGUUUAUUUCUCUCGUACUGUUCGGUCUGAUGAUGUCGGAAGACAGGAUAUCCUUGCAAAAAAGAAGACAGGAGAUCAUAAGUAGUUUAAAGUCAUUACCUGAAAUGAUUAAAGAAGUACUGUCUUUGGAUGAGAAAAUACAUGAUCUGGCACUUGAACUAUAUAAACAACGAUCACUUUUGGUUAUGGGUCGUGGAUAUAAUUAUGCCACUUGCUUGGAAGGGGCACUGAAAAUCAAAGAGAUCACAUAUAUGCAUUCUGAAGGCAUCCUGGCUGGAGAACUGAAGCACGGACCACUGGCUCUGAUAGAUAAACAAAUGCCUGUUAUUAUGAUAAUUAUGAAGGAUCCCUGCUUUUCCAAGUGCCAGAAUGCUUUACAGCAGGUCACUGCCCGACAGGGUCGUCCUAUUAUUUUAUGUUCUAGAGAAGAUACAGAGAGCUCCAAAUUUGCUUACAAAACAAUUGAGUUGCCACAGACAGUUGAUUGUCUACAGGGAGUCUUGAGUGUGAUCCCUCUACAGCUGCUUUCAUUCCACCUGGCUGUUCUCAGAGGAUAUGAUGUGGAUUUCCCGAGAAAUUUGGCUAAAUCUGUGACUGUAGAAUAAGUAUUGUGUUACAAAAUAUAGCCUGAUAAUUUCAUGAUGCUAAGUUAGGGUUUGUUUAACCUAACAUUGGCUGGUUUUAGUGGGUGAACUCACCACAGGUAACAAAUCAUGGCUGUUUCUUGAUCUGAAGCCAUGAUCUGAAAUUGAUUUUCAAAUCCUGAUUCAACUUGUUAUGUCUAAACUUGGACUCCUGGUUUGUUUUUGAAUUUUGUCAGUGCAAUUUAAGAGUAGUUUUAAAAGAUACCAUUCAUCAGGAUAACUGUUCUUCUUUCCCAAAUCCUUAAUUUUCCAGUUAACAUUCUUCUUUCCACGGUGAGCUCUCUAUGUGUAAGGCAGACACCAAGCAUCUCAUUUUCCUUAAAGCUCAAUAUCCAUUUCUCCGGAGGAAAACUAAUGAGGGUCAUAAGAUAUAAUUAGGGAAACCAUACCUUAAUAUAAAAUCACAAAGCCUUAUAUAAUUUUUUUUGUAUGUAGCAAUCCAAGAGCAAAACAUACAAUCCUUCUUUCCAGAAAGUAUAAAACUCAUACAACAAGCCCAUUGUCCACAUGAACACAGGCAAAAUGCACAUAUUAUUAAAGAGACCAAUAAAUGUGCAAACAACUUUAGAAAUAAAAGCAGAAGCAUCCAUAUAAAAUAUAUGUGCACACCUACCAUUGCUACAGGCAGCCCUAUCCUUUAUGUGAUAGGAUGCUUAGGAAAUGGUAGAGAAAGAAAUCAGGAGUUCACAGGACAGCUCAUAGUUAUUUUUUGUCUGAGAGAUUGACUCUGAUUUGUUUAAAUGUCUUUUUUGGGUUUCAAGCAAGUAUUCUAAUUAUUCUGACCCUUUACUUCAAACCAUAACUUUUUUUACUGUGAGUUUUUUAACAUGAGAGUAAUGAACCAAUAACCAGCAUAUUGUUAACUAGAAAAUAUUUGGAAAUAUGUCCUUACUUUUUUGGGGGGGUGGGGGGUGGGGAACUGCUUAAUGUGCCUUUAAAUAUUUGUUACAUACCUUACUAAGUGCUCUUGCUUGUAGCAUUACUGAAAUAAUCAAAUUGCCAAAGAAAGAAAAAAAAACCUGGUGUUUACAUAUGUUUAAUGAAUAGUGUUUUUUACAACUGUGCAAUAUAUGUAUAUAGCUUUUUUUCUGAGUUACUGUGAAUAAAUCAACACUAUGAGCAGUCUGAUGCUAUACCUGUUUACUCAAACUAAGUCCUUAUGAAAUUGGUAAGAUUUGCUUUUGGGUACAUGUACAUACAAUGGUUGUCUUACUUUUAAAUACAAAGUAUUUAUAAAUACGCAUGUAUAGCAUUUAAGUUAUUUAGCAUAUGGGUUACCUCUACUAGUAGAUAAUGCCUAGGAAUUAAUCCUUGUUAAUUAAGUUUCAAUUAAUUUGAUAUAUUACACAUCUCAUUAAGGCAGAAUAAAUGAUGCAGUCACUCUCAUCUGACCUGCCAAAGCAGCUCAAACAACCAUAGAAUUCUAUUCUGUGGUUUGGUUAACGUAACUAAAUCAGGAACUCUUGUUCUGCCUGCUUACAAACCAGAGUUGGAAGCUAUGGGACAGCCAAGCAGAAAUGUUCAAAGACCAUUAAUGAAUCUGGUUUAAACAUAAUAUGUGAAUACAGUCACUUGUAUAUUGACUAUUUUAUUUUGGGCAGUUGUACUUUUAACUGAAUUUCUAUUGCAUUUACCUGACUUUUUAUAUUUCUGUACUGUUGUUAAUGAAAACUUCUCAAACAUCCUUUAAAGUUGAUUGUGUUUUUGUUGAACUGUUGUGUUUAGAUAAAAUACAUUAUACAUGCCUCAGACUAUAUUUUCUUGAAUAGUUGUAUUUAACCCUAUAAAUUUACUGCAUAUUUUGUGAGUACGUUUCUACUUAACCAUCAUACAACAAAACACUAUGCAAAUUAAAGAAAUCAUUGAUUACAAAAA